This is a messenger RNA of Amphimedon queenslandica, 1143 nucleotides long. RefSeq lists its product as uncharacterized. Gene Ontology annotation, molecular function: protein binding. The record is from RefSeq and is a predicted model, not a curated record. The transcript is spliced from 5 exons. Bases 117 to 851 code for a protein of 244 amino acids. Lineage: Eukaryota; Metazoa; Porifera; Demospongiae; Haplosclerida; Niphatidae.
UCAUCAAUCACUAAUUAUUAUUUUUAGUUGGUUCAAUAUAUAGUACAGUUGAUGCCACAUGGGCUAGAAUUACAUGGAGUCCUCCAAACAUUUUAUCUUUAGAUUAUCCAGUCAUUAUGUAUGAAAUUGGCUAUCAACAGUCUAAUGACUUCUGUGAGGAGUCAAUUGAUGUUUUAGCAACAAAUCUAGCUAAUGUUUCCAGUACUAGCUUCAAUAUCACUGGUCUUACUCCUGAUACAAGGUAUGUCUUUGCUGUAAGAGCUUACACUAGCAAUGGAUAUGGUGAAUGGAGUCUCGUUGCUAAUGAAACACUUGCAGCAACAAUUUUUAUAACUGUGGAUAGAUGUGUAGUUCCAACACAAAAUAUUUUAAUUGGAAAUGAAACAAAAAUUACUAGUACUGGCAGUAAAACAGUCAGUAUAGCUUUUGGUACAGCUAUUGCUAUCUUAACUGUGGCACUAAUGAUAAGUCUGGUUGUUAAUAUAUGCCUUUGCUUCUGUAUUCAUCGUCGCAGUAAAAAUAACACUGCUAACAAAGAGCCACUCAAUUUAUGUAUAAACAAUUCACAUUCCAGUCCACAAGAAGAUGAACAAGAGAUCGUGUUGCAGCUAUGCGAGCCAUACAGCCUCAAAAAUGCUAUUUUAGCAAAACAAAACGAAACUGGAGGAGGAGGAGAGGAAAGUAAAGUCAAUCACACAACAUCUGGUCUUGAUGCUGUGUACGAUUAUACUGAUCAUGAUCAAAAUGACUAUCAAGAGUAUGGAAAUGAUCCCGAAUACAUAUACAUACCAAAUAUGGAAGCACUAAAAGAUAAUGCUAAAGGACUAAAGAAUGAUCAUGAUUAUGUGUGAUAAUAACUAUAAAUAUUAAAUUCAAAAGUUAAUAAUAUUGUUUUUUUUUGCCGCAAGACAAUAGUUUAUUAUUGUUAAGGGAUUACAAUGUUAUAAUCACUUCAUCAUUUUUUAAUACAAAACUGCGUGAUAAACUAACGAGGAUUACAAUAACAAGAAAAAAUUAGAGCUAUAAUUACAAAUAAGGCUCAUUCAUGCUAUAAGCACGUACAUGCACAUGUAUAAUAUAUGAAGGACAUGCACAUGUACAGUCACACUUAAUAAUAGGAGGAGAGUUAGUGCAAAAUCAAAA